Molecule: messenger RNA, 880 nt
Organism: Tachyglossus aculeatus (Australian echidna)
Lineage: Eukaryota; Metazoa; Chordata; Mammalia; Monotremata; Tachyglossidae
Gene: NOP16
Product: NOP16 nucleolar protein
Exons: 5
Coding region: 78-623 (181 amino acids)
Biological process (GO): ribosomal large subunit biogenesis
Cellular component (GO): nucleolus
Source: RefSeq, a predicted model, not a curated record
CCGGGUGAGGCCUGUACUUCCGGUGCGGCCUAGGCUUGUUGGCAUCUUUCGGUGCCAACCGAUCCCGGGCCUCCGCCAUGCCCAAGGCUAAGGGGAAGACACGGCGAAAGAAGUUCGGUUACAACGUCAACCGGAAGCGGCUGAACCGGAACACCCGGCGGAAAACGGCGCCCCGGAUCGCCUGCUCGCACAUCCGCCACGCCUGGGACCAUGGCAAGUCCGUGCGCCAGAACCUGGCCGAGAUGGGGCUGGCGAUGGACCCCAACAAGGCCGUGCCCAUCCGCAAGAAGAAGGCACAGCUGUCGGCGAUGGAGGUGGACAGCCCCGCGGAGCGGCCCAAGACGCUCGUCAGGAAGCCCUAUGUCCUGAACGACCUGGAGGCUGAGGCCAGCUUACCGGAGAAGAAGGGGAACACCCUCUCCCAGGACCUCAUCGAUUAUGUCCGCUACAUGGUGGAGAACCACGGGGAGAACUAUAAGGCGAUGGCCCGGGACGAGAAGAACUAUUACCAAGACACGCCGAAGCAGAUCAAGAGCAAAAUCAACGUGUACAAGCGGUUCUACCCCGAGGAUUUCCAGGCCUUCGUCACCUCCCUGCAGCAGAGCAAGAUGGAGUGCCAGUGAACGGUCCCUAGGUGGGAUGCCCGGACGGGCAGAGGCUGGGUGACGGGCAGAGCCCGGCGGGCGGGGUUCCCUGUGGGCACCGGCUCCCAACCAGUGGGCUCUCCGGAGGGAAGAGACGAGAACUGAGGUCCACCUGGUUCUUGCGCACGCCUCCCGCCGGGCCCAGCCAUGAGGGCGAGAGCGAACCAAGCGAGCCGCCCGCGCCGGGGAUGGCAGGCCUGGCUGGUCCGGGGACCCAUUAAAGCUUCUCCUCUUUG